AUGGAAGAAAUCCACGUGUAUAAAUACCUUGAAGGCUUUGGAAACCAUUUUGUUUCGGAAGCUUUGCCUGAUGCAUUACCCAAGAGUAUGAAUUCGAUGAUUGUUGUGGUAUUAGACUCAUUGCCUAACUCAUUGUAUAAUCAGGUCAAAAUACACCUCAAAAAUGCUCGUCAAUUCAAUGGCAAUGGCAAUGGCAUUCAUUUUAUCCCAGAUCAAAUUCGUUGGAGUCCUUUUAACCUUCUCGAGCCGCACCCGAAAGCAGUGGAUUUCGUCAGUGGAUUACAUACUCUCGCUGGCGCUGGUGAUCCAACGGUUAAACAUGGAUUAGCGAUUCACAUGUAUAACGCGAAUCAAGAUAUGGUCGACACUGCGUUUUACAAUUCCGAUGGAGAUUUCUUGAUAGUUCCACAACAUGGCCGUCUUGACAUCACCACGGAAUUUGGAAGAAUGUUGGUGGCACCUUGUGAGAUCACAGUUAUUCCGCGUGGAAUUAAAUUUUCAGUAAAUCUCCCGGAUGGACCAAGUCGCGGAUAUAUCCUGGAAGUUUUUGAAAAUCAUUUUGAAUUGCCCGAUCUAGGUCCAAUAGGCUCAUACGAGGCUAAAUCUAAAGGAUUCCUUCCUGGUGGCGCAAGUCUUCAUAGUUUCAUGACCCCACAUGGUCCAGAUGCCACUUCCUUUGAGAAAGCAAGCAAUGAAGAAUUAAAACCUGUUCGAGCUAAUCAAAUCUUCAAUCAUUUAGCGUUCAUGUUUGAAUCAUCUUUGAUGCUAGGUAUAACUUCAUGGGGCGUAUCCAAUAAGAUGGAGAUUCAACACGAUUAUUAUAUGGGAUGGCAAGAGUUAAAAAGCCACUUUAAUGCUAACACGAUGGCAAGCAAGUGA
Molecule: messenger RNA, 879 nt
Organism: Acaulospora colombiana
Lineage: Eukaryota; Fungi; Glomeromycota; Glomeromycetes; Diversisporales; Acaulosporaceae
Source: the annotation of a GenBank genome assembly